This is a messenger RNA of Cydia splendana, 874 nucleotides long. RefSeq lists its product as uncharacterized. NCBI's taxonomy places the organism in Eukaryota, Metazoa, Arthropoda, Insecta, Lepidoptera, Tortricidae. The coding region runs from base 102 to 746 and encodes 214 amino acids. The transcript is spliced from 2 exons. The record is from RefSeq and is a predicted model, not a curated record.
GAGUUGUAGAUUUGCAAAUUAUGUUUGUCGCGUGUGUAAUCAGCCGGGGCAUUUGAAGAAGAUGUGUCCUAGGUUACAGAUGAGCGUUAGUACACACAAGAAUGACAUACAAGGCGAAGCAAACAGCGAUUUCAGCGAUGAGAUACCGUGAAGUAUUUGCGGAGGGGCUCGGGCGGUACACGGGUGGCGAGGUGAGUCUGCGGGUGCGCGAGGGCGCGAGGCCCGUGUUCCUGCGCGCGCGACCGCUGGCGUACGCGCUGCGCGAGCCGGUGGAGCGCGCGCUGGAUCAGCUGGAGCGCGACGGCGUCAUCACGCCGGUAGACUCGUCGGACUGGGCCACACCGAUCGUACCCGUCGUCAAGACGGACGGAACCAUUAGGGUAUGUGGAGAUUUUAAGUCUACGCUUAAUAAAUGCCUGGAGGUAGAUCGUUUUCCAUUACCUAGAGUAGAGGAUUUGUUAACCAAGCUAAAUGGAGGGGAAAAGUUUACCAAAAUUGACUUGUCCCAGGCAUAUGCCCAGUUUGUCCUGGAUGAGCGCUCUAGACCUUAUACAGUUAUCAACACACACCGAGGGUUGUAUAGGUAUAAUAGGUUAAUUUACGGGUUGUCCUCGAGUCCUGGCAUUUUCCAGCGAAAACUGGAACAGAUGUUUGCCGAUCUUCCCAGAGUAGGAGUGUUCUUAGAUGACGUUAUUUUGACGGGAACGAACGACCAAGAGCACAUAGAAACAUUGCAUAAAGUGUAGAUAGGUUGCAGAAGUUUGGCUUAAAAAUUAAAAAAGAAAAAUGCAAAUUUUUCGCCACGUCGGUCACUUAUUUAGGUUAUGUAGUGGAUAAAGAGGGCAUCCAUACAAAUCCGGACAAAAUAAAAGCU